Molecule: messenger RNA, 3801 nt
Organism: Sinocyclocheilus rhinocerous
Lineage: Eukaryota; Metazoa; Chordata; Actinopteri; Cypriniformes; Cyprinidae
Exons: 9
Coding region: 105-3239 (1044 amino acids)
Biological process (GO): double-strand break repair via homologous recombination; resolution of meiotic recombination intermediates
Cellular component (GO): cytoplasm; nucleoplasm
Molecular function (GO): protein binding; DNA endonuclease activity
Source: RefSeq, a predicted model, not a curated record
UUCUGGAUGACAACAGAGUGCCAGGAGAAACACUGUUGUUCAGGAUGAGCUCGAGCAAAGCGUAGGCAGAAAGGCUUUUAGGGAGCCUGAACGCCUCUGUGCGGAUGAUGAGCAGCAGCGCGGGGUUAGAGGCGUCGCUGCUCGACGCGCUCGGCGACGCAGACGCCAGGUGUGUAGAGUCUCUGCUGCGUGGCGGUGCCAACCCCAACAGGAUCGUCGGGGACGGAGUGGCAGCGGUGCAUUUAGCUGCAGGUAAAGAGUCUGAGAAAGGACUGCGCUGCCUCAAACUCGUUCUGCAGCACGGAGCGGAUCCGAACCUCAGGACUACUGACGAUCUGACUCCUUUACAUAUUGCUGCAUCUUGGGGGUGUUUUCAGAAUCUCAGAUUACUCUUAAGGAACGGCGGAAACCCAAACCUCACAGAUCAAGAUGGGAAUAAGCCAUCUGAUCUGGCAGAGCAGGAGGAGAACAGUAAAUGUGCUAGUCUUCUUCAAGAGUAUGAAUCCCAUACAUCCAAAGAGGAGCAAGACAUGCCCAAAUUCCAGUAUUCAAUCCUCUCUGGACAGUCCAUGAGUGACAGUUCGUUCAGUCCAGAAGCUUCAAUGCUUAUUCCCCCUGGAGCAGAACCAUUGAGCAGCACACGCCUGUCCUCUUUUCCCAGCACUUGCAGAGUCAGUGGAAAACCUUUGAUCAGAGAGAGUCAGGCCUUCUGGCUCUCAGAUAUAUCAGAUCUCGAGUCACAUGAUUCUCAUGUUUGGAAUAAAGAUGAAAUGUGUAAGGAAUUACCGAUGCUGUCUAGUACUUGUCUCUCUGCUGUGGACAAUAAGAACAAUCCAGGGGUGGUGUCGACAUAUCAGCAUCAAGCCACAGAUACUGACUGUGAUGCUUCUCAGAAUAUCCCUGUUUUGUCUCAACGGGAAAACCGGAGGAGUGUCACCUUCAAGGGAAGUAUUGAUUAUUUACCUGUUAUCAGCCCAGAUGAUCAUCAGCAGUUCUUUCUCGAUCAGUCGAGUGAUCUUACAUCGGACCUUUCUCAAUACCCAGAUUUCCUAGACACUAAGCGUAUGGCAACUGUGUUACAGAGUCAGGGAAUCGAUGUCACGUGUCCUGACGAUGUAUUCAUUUUUUCCAAAGAAGUUGACACGAUGGAAGAUGAAUUUGAUAAGACUGUUGUGGGGCAUGUACAACUUGAUGAUGAGGAUGAGGAUGAUGAUGAUGAAUUUAAGAGCAUUAUUCAGCCCCACAUCAGCAGUGGAUCCAGCGAGUACAACAGCUGUGGCAGUGACCCAUGCCUGAGCCCUAGCACUGAAAACAAUGCAAGUCCACCUUUGACCGAACCCUGUGCCCACAAAUCAGAUUUGACUGUAGAGCAGUGUGGCUUCAGAGUUAGAGAUCAAAGUCUUACUUCUGUUGGUGAUGGAAACAGACAGCUGAAAGAAGUAGUCAGGAGACAUAUUGAACAAUCGAGUUUAUCUGCAACUGGCAGAGAUGCUGGUAAGGUUGCGGUGACCAGUACUGAAACUGAUUGUAUUCCAAGUCCAUUUGUCACUGGAAGAACAAGGUCCAGAUUGAGUCGUCAUUCAGAGAGAAUGAGCCAAAAAUUGGCUUCCUUUCAAGCCAGCUCUUGCCUCUUUGAACAGACGCUGCCCACCGCUAUCCGACUGCGCCGCAACACGGUUAAGUCGCCUUAUGGUACGUCAAAGCACAGUCUUGAUAAGGACAAAAUGGAGGAUGUUGACUCCCAGUUGAGCUCUCUCAAGUUAUCUGUAAGCUCAGAUGGUCAAAGCCAAGCUGACACACUAAUCUUAUCGGACAGCAUGGCUGACACGGUGUUAAUUUUUGAAAGUAUUGUUGAAUCACAGUUGGAAACGAGUGUCAGUGAGGCUGGUAAUAAGGUAACCACUCCUGAAUGCUUGACUGGUAUGCAAGAAGUGAAGAAAACUGCAAAAGGGAUGCCACAGAUCAUCCCUACUGCUGUAGGAGACAAAGAGUCCAGUGUUACGUGUGGACUUGCCUCUCAAGGGUCUUUGCCAUUUCAGGUAGAUAACUCAGAAUCUGCCUCCAGCUUGAUGUAUGAAUCCCCAAAAGCACAGAAGAAUCCAGGUGCUAAUCCAGGGCGCUCUGGAUGUACUCCUCGGUAUAGCAUGAGCCGACUGUCAGGCCGCUCGCGACAGGCAUUGGCAAACCUUUCUUGCACAUCUGCUGGAAAGCCCUUAACUACUGAUACGGAUGAGCCUGUGGAAUACCUUUACACUGACACUGAAGAGGGCCAUGAGCUCAUUGAGACCCAUGUUCCCCCAACGGCCAAUACCUCCUUCAGCUCUAGCAUAAGCACCAAUAGCUCUGAGGACACACUGCUGUAUGAUUGGCGCUCCCUUCAGCUCGGGUCUACAAGUCCAGACCGUAGCACAGACAGCUAUCCUCCCAAACAGGAGAGUGAUGUUGGAGUAAGUGGCCUAACUGACAAGGACCUCAGAAGCAAGUUAAUUGAAAUGGGAGAAUAUCCAGGACCCAUAAACAGUCAAACCCGCCCACUGUACGUACAGAAGUUGAAGAGAUCCCUUCAGAAUACGCCACACAGCCAGAAAUCAGUCGCAGUGAGCCCCAGUGCUGCAGGUUACAGCCCAGAACUCGAAAAUGUGCUUCACAGAUUCGUACUUCCUAAUUGUCAAGCAGAUGAGCUCGCUCUGUGUGAGCAGUUUGAUAAGCCAGAUCAGAAUAAGAGAUGGCGUGAGGGUUUCAUUAAAUCCAGCUUUAACUACCUGCUGCUUGACCCACGGGUGACGAAGAAUCUACCAUAUCGAAGUCAGUCCAUGAAUCCUAAAGAAUGUUUUCAGACGUUCAUCAGUGCUGUUUUCUAUGUUGGAAAGGGCAAGCGUUCUAGACCUUACAGUCACCUCUAUGAUGCUCUGGAAUAUUUCAAAGGAGAGAAGACCUCCAAGAAACUCUGCUCAAAAGUGCAGCACAUCCUGCAGGUCUGGAAUGCAGGGCACGGAGUGAUAUCCCUGCACUGUUUCCAGAACGUCAUUGCAGUGGAAGCCUACACACGUGAGGCCUGUAUGGUGGAUGCCAUCGGGCUGAAGAUGCUCACAAACCAGAAAAGAGGAGACUACUAUGGUGUGGUGUCAACUUGGCCUGUGCGGAGAAAACGGGAGUUAGGGGUUCACCUGUUGUACAGGGCAAUGCAGAUCUUUUUGGCUGAAGGAGAACGACAGCUCCGACCUGCCGACAUCAGAUGAACCAUAACGCUGUGGCAUUACAGAAACCAUUCAGAAAUUACACUUUUGUUCACUGUUCCAAAAACAUUAGCACGUUGAUAUAGUAAUAUCAAUAAAUAUCAACGCAUUAUAAUCUGGUACUGUGCAGUGAAAAAAAGCAUUACUGUAAUAGUAAAACAAAAAAAAUACAAAACAGAAAAUCAGCUGUUCAGUUUCUAAAUAUUAUGUACCUUUUUAAUCCUUGCUUAUUGUAUUGAUGCCCUGUUUUAAUGCAGAUAAUGAGCUACAUGCAAUGUACAUAUCUUAGUAGUAGUGGUAGAUUUUUUUUAAUGCAUAUGUAGUUACAUUACAUAAAUCAUUUUGACAGUUUUUAUUUUAAUCUGUUCAUUUUAUGAAAGUAAGUAGAUAUAAAGUGACAUUUACAAUUUGUUUGCUGAAAUUUGUAUCAGUUUGUUUGAUAAAAGCUAGGCUGAUUAAGCUAGUUGUUUAUACUUGGAAAGCAAUCAUUGCAUAAAUAAAAAGUUAGAGAAAAUCUUUGAGUUUGAUUAUUUCAAUGGAAGACCAAAUAAAGGCUAAAAGUAAA